Messenger RNA from Eimeria mitis, 435 nucleotides. RefSeq lists its product as uncharacterized. The record is from RefSeq and is a predicted model, not a curated record. The coding region runs from base 1 to 435 and encodes 144 amino acids. The transcript has 4 exons. Lineage: Eukaryota; Apicomplexa; Conoidasida; Eucoccidiorida; Eimeriidae.
AUGCCGUCCCUCUUUCUCGCUGCAGCAGCAGACCAGGAAGUGCAGCAGCAGAAGGGCGGGGAUCGUGUCUGGACCCCGAUCCCAGCCGUGGGGGAACACAUCAUAGAGCUCCCCACCGUCAGCGGCCUCAACCCCUCGCUGCAGCUGCAGCAGCUGCAGCAGCUGCAGCAGCAGCAGCAGCAGCAGCAGCAGCAGCAGCAGCAGCAGGAGGCGGAACAGGAGCAGAGAGAACCUGGAGAGCAGCAAGUCCAGCAGAAAGAACAACAACAACAGCAACAGCAGCAGCAGCAACAGCAGCAGCAGCAGCAGAAGAGGCGAAAGAAGAAGCAGCAGCAGCAGCAGCAGCAACAGCAGCAGCAGCAGCAGCAGGAGCAGCAGCAGCGUCGCUGCGGCAUCCAAGAGGACCAAUGGUACACAGUUGCGGUCUUACACUAA